Morone saxatilis (striped sea-bass) is the source of this 5247-nucleotide messenger RNA. RefSeq names its product adaptor related protein complex 2 subunit beta 1 (gene ap2b1). The coding region runs from base 1 to 2862 and encodes 953 amino acids. Gene Ontology annotation, molecular function: clathrin binding. The transcript is spliced from 21 exons. The record is from RefSeq and is a predicted model, not a curated record. Lineage: Eukaryota; Metazoa; Chordata; Actinopteri; Moronidae. Gene Ontology annotation, cellular component: membrane coat; clathrin adaptor complex. Gene Ontology annotation, biological process: vesicle-mediated transport; intracellular protein transport.
AUGACGGACUCCAAAUAUUUCACAACAAACAAAAAAGGAGAGAUCUUUGAACUGAAAGCAGAACUGAACAAUGAGAAGAAGGAGAAGAGAAAAGAGGCGGUAAAGAAGGUCAUUGCUGCAAUGACUGUUGGAAAGGACGUCAGUUCUUUGUUUCCAGAUGUGGUGAACUGCAUGCAGACGGACAACCUGGAGCUGAAGAAGUUGGUCUACCUCUACUUAAUGAACUACGCUAAAAGCCAGCCAGACAUGGCCAUCAUGGCUGUCAACAGCUUUGUCAAGGACUGUGAGGACCCCAACCCUCUGAUCCGGGCUCUGGCCGUCCGCACCAUGGGCUGCAUCCGGGUGGACAAGAUCACCGAGUACCUGUGUGAACCGCUGAGGAAGUGCCUGAAGGAUGAGGACCCGUACGUGAGGAAGACGGCGGCCGUUUGUGUGGCUAAACUCCACGACAUCAAUGCCCAGAUGGUGGAGGACCAGGGCUUCCUGGACUCUCUGAGAGAUCUCAUUGCCGACUCAAAUCCCAUGGUCGUGGCCAAUGCCGUUGCUGCCCUGUCUGAGAUCAGCGAGUCUCACCCCAACAGCAACCUGCUGGACCUCAACCCUCAGAACAUCAACAAGCUGCUGACGGCCCUCAACGAGUGCACGGAGUGGGGGCAGAUCUUCAUCUUGGACUGCUUGUCCAACUAUAACCCCAAGGAUGAGCGCGAGGCCCAAAGCAUCUGCGAGCGCGUCACUCCCCGGCUGUCUCACGCCAACUCAGCCGUGGUGCUGUCAGCCGUCAAGGUGCUGAUGAAGUUCUUGGAGCUGCUGCCCAAGGACUCCGACUACUACAACACCUUGCUGAAGAAGUUAUCCCCGCCACUGGUCACCUUGCUCUCCGGAGAACCUGAGGUCCAGUAUGUGGCUCUGAGGAACAUCAACCUUAUUGUCCAGAAAAGGCCCGAGAUCCUGAAGCAGGAGAUCAAGGUGUUCUUUGUCAAGUACAACGACCCCAUCUAUGUGAAACUAGAGAAACUGGACAUCAUGAUCCGCUUGGCCUCUCAGGCCAACAUUGCCCAGGUGCUGGCUGAACUGAAGGAAUACGCCACAGAGGUGGAUGUUGACUUUGUGCGCAAAGCUGUGCGAGCCAUCGGACGCUGCGCCAUCAAAGUGGAGCAAUCAGCUGAGCGCUGUGUCAGCACCCUGCUGGACCUGAUCCAGACCAAGGUCAACUACGUGGUCCAGGAGGCUAUUGUGGUCAUCAGGGACAUCUUCCGCAAGUACCCCAACAAGUAUGAAAGCAUCAUUGCCACACUGUGUGAGAAUCUGGACUCUCUGGAUGAGCCCGACGCUCGUGCUGCCAUGAUCUGGAUUGUUGGCGAGUACGCCGAGAGGAUUGACAACGCCGACGAGCUGCUGGAGAGCUUCCUCGAGGGCUUCCACGAUGAGAGCACCCAGGUCCAGCUCACUCUGCUGACUGCCAUUGUCAAGCUGUUCCUUAAGAAGCCAUCAGAGACUCAGGAGCUGGUGCAGCAGGUUCUCAGCCUGGCCACUCAGGACUCUGACAACCCUGACCUGCGAGACAGGGGCUACAUUUAUUGGCGCCUGUUGUCCACCGACCCCGUGACUGCCAAGGAGGUGGUGUUGUCAGAGAAGCCCCUGAUCUCCGAGGAGACGGACCUGAUCGAGCCCACCCUACUGGACGAGCUCAUCUGCCACAUUGGCUCCCUCGCCUCCGUCUACCACAAACCCCCCAGCGCCUUCGUCGAGGGCAGCCAUGGAAUCCACCGGAAACACCUUCCUGUGCAGCACAGCAGCAUUGAUACAGGUGAGAGCCCAGUGAGCGGUGGGCCAGCGGCUGCCAUGGACCAGCCGCAUGUGAUCCCCAGCCAGGGUGACCUGCUGGGUGACCUGCUAAACCUGGACCUGGGCCCUCCAGUCAAUGUGCCCCAGGUCUCCUCCAUGCAGAUGGGUGCGGUGGACCUUCUGGGAGGAGGCCUGGACAGUCUGCUUGGGGGAGACCUGAGCGGAGGUGUUGGGGGAAGUCCAGCAGUGGGGCAAAACUUCAUCCCCUCAUCUGUCCCCAGUACUUUUGCUCCGUCACCUACACCAGCACCUCCAGCUGUCAGCAGUGGCCUGAACGACUUGUUUGAACUUUCCACGGGCAUGGCCAUUACCACUGGAGGCUAUGUAGCCCCAAAAGCAGUGUGGCUGCCUGCAGUGAAAGCCAAAGGACUGGAAAUAUCUGGAACCUUCUCUCGUCGCCAGGGUCACAUGUAUAUGGACAUGACCUUCACCAACAAGGCCCUGCAACACAUGACCGACUUCGCUGUCCAGUUCAACAAGAACAGUUUUGGGAUGAUCCCUACCAGUCCUCUGCCCGUUCACACUCCACUGAUGCCCAGCCAGAGUAUUGAGGUCUCUUUGCCUAUCAAUACUAUUGGUCCAGUCAUGAAGAUGGACCCACUCAAUAAUCUGCAGGUGGCUGUGAAGAACAGCAUCGAUGUCUUCUACUUCAGUGUACUCAUCCCUCUCAACAUAUUCUUUGUUGAGGAUGGAAAAAUGGAGCGACAGGUGUUCCUGGCUACCUGGAAAGACAUCCCCAAUGAGAAUGAGCUACAGUACCAGAUAAAAGAGUGUCACCUAAAUGCAGACACAGUAUCAGGGAAGCUGCAGAAUAACAACAUCUACACUAUCGCCAAGAGGAACGUAGAAGGCCAGGACAUGCUCUACCAGUCCCUCAAGCUGACCAACGGCAUCUGGAUCUUGGCUGAGCUCCGCAUCCAGCCUGGCAACCCCAACUACACGUUGUCCCUCAAGUGUCGGGCCCCUGAGGUUUCUCAGUACGUCUACCAAAUGUACGACUCUGUGCUGAAGAACUGACCUGCUCCCAACACUCAGCAACUCUGCUUCACCCUGACAACGAAACAGCAGUCUUUUUAUCAUUUUCUGCCAUCUGCAGCGAACUGCCAAAACACGGGAAUCCAAACGGUGAAUGAUGGAUACGGAAUAAUUUGGAAUAUUGGGUGUAUUUUCCCUCAAGGUAAAUAGUUGUGGGUGGUCACCAUACUGAAGUUAAACAGUACAAACACUGUUGAUGUUUCCUUUAUUUUGGCAGUUGAAAGCAUUAUUGAAUCCUCUUAUUCCACUCCCCAUUUUGAUUCUUACCUCCCAGUGAAAACAUGUCUACCAUUCCAUCCUUAACUUAGUGUCUUAAUGUUGUGAAGAUGUGACUGAUGGUGAAACUGUCCUGAGCGGGAAAAAAAUACUUUUUAUUUUGUACUGUUUGUGGCUCACAGCUUUUUGAUUUAUUUUUGAUACUUGCUCUGCUUCAGUUGUAACUACAGAAUAAUACCAGUGUUGUUUUGCCUCCUUUUUUGCCAUUGAUGUCUGUGAAGAGUGGAAACCAGUUCUGAUUGUCAGAAGCUACUAAUGUCUGUUCUACGGCAGGUUUGCCUCCUGGAGCUCGCAGCUUACACCGUGUCCUUAAAGUUUUCGUUUAUUCCUCUGCUUCUGCAAAGUUGAAAUGAGGAGUUAUCUACAGGAUACCUCCUCAUUUACCUAUAGAAACCUAAAUAAGGUGGCAGCUAGCUAAAUGAGGUGGCUUGAAGUGUAAUCGCUUCCUUGCCGGUGGAUAUAUUUUAUGUGUUUUCCAGCUAAGAAACAUCUAAAUAUUCAAUUUCAAAUGUGUUUUCUGUUUAAAAUGUACAAACAUAGCAAGUGCUCCCCCAGCUUUUACUGGAGUGACACUGGUUACAUCUCCAGUCUGAUGUCCAGCACACAGCUGUAGGUACGUGGUUUGUUUACAUGACGACAAAAGUGCAUAUUAACGGAUUCACUGUGGACAGAGUGUGUCCAACAUAGCGCAAUGAGAUAACCGGAAGCGUGUAAGCAAUUAGGACACGGUGUUACAAUAAGUUCUUGAGACAUGCUCCAUUGGCAAAUAUCCCACAUCACAUUGAGCCACGUACAGUAUGUAGUAUGAAACUUUGUACAGGAAUUUAAAAAAAGUGAGAUUCCAAAAAGUUGGAAAAAAGAAAACGCAGACCAGAGAAGUAAGAGCAUUAUUAACUCUAAAGUUAUGUUGUGAGUUAUAUUUUUGUUUGUUUUUUGUCUUUAUUUGCACUCCAUCUUUUCCACUUUAGAAUAUUUGGCUUUUUGUUUUUUAAAGCAUUUUAACAGUCAAAUUAAAAAAAAAACACUGACGUCAUUAUAAAAGUGUACGGAGGCAGACAGUCGGUCGGUCCAGAAGCUUCUGACUGGUAACGCACAGUACGGUUGUUUAAAUUCUUUUGGGAAAAUUGCCAAGUCUUUGCUCAUUAGCUUGGAACCACUACACACCCACAGCAGCUAUUGAUUACGUGUUAACACACCAGUGCCACUCCGUUUUAAGAAUGACAUUUGCUGAUUCAUUUCACAUGUAAUUUUUUGCAAUAGCCCCGUUUACUGCAACCACGUAGUUGUACACGGCUUUAUACACCUAUAUUUUCAUUCCUAUUUAUUGUGCAUCUACCUCUGCGUGUUUCCUUUUUUUUAACUGGCUUUAUUGUCGCAGUAGCUUCGAUUCUUUAACAUGCUUUAAAUGUUUUCACCGUUUUCUUUCGUUGUUCAUUGUUGUCAAGCCAGUUUAAACCUGUGGCAAGUCAGCCGAACCAAUCUCGCAGGACCAAGCAUCCACUCACAUUAAAUGCCAAGCUUAUGUUUUAGUACCCCAGUGUCAAUAUAACCUUCUGAUGUUGGCGUUGUUUGUGCUAUAGGACAUUAGAGUGCAUACACCCUAAGGCCCAGAGUUGCUCUAGUGCAGUUUAGUCCAGUGAUGGUGUAGUUUGUGUAGCUAAUAAAUGAAAAUGUCUUGGUAUUACCCUGAAAAUGAAAUGAAGCCUCGUCUCUAUCCAACAGAAAAGGCUUUUUCAUCGUAUCACUUGUGUUGGUGACACUAUUUUCCUACAUGGUAAUGUAAAAAUAUGUGCCUGCAUGAGCUCAUUUGAUCCUUUUUCAUCUGUGUAUUUGCUCCAUUUAAAACCAAUAACUUCAUGUCUCUGUUGUAGAUCUCAUAUGUUUUUUUAAGCAGCAUUGUUUUCAAGCACUCCCACAUAUAGAAGUAUAUACAAAACUGUUGCCAGCAAUACAGAAUGUAUGGAGAGAGAGAGAGCGAGAAAGAGAGUGUCUCAUUAAAUGGAAUAUUCUAGCAUCAUUGCUGUAACCCUGUUGUAAAUGAUUUGUUAUUGUCACAGUACCACAUCUUAUGUCAAUAAAUUGUCAAACACA